AUCCACAGAUUGCCCAACAUAUUAGGGACGACAUUAAAAUGUACUUUGACAUAAACUGCUCAGGAGAUGUAACCGCUGACACGAUAUGGCAAGCCCAUAAGGCGGUCGUCAGGGGCUCGCUGAUCAAACAUGGCAGCUAUGCCAAAAAGCUAAGAAAGGCCACGUAUGAUACCCUUCUCCAGAAAAUCAUGGCCAUCACGCACGCCAAUAAACAAAACCCCACACAAACACAGUAUGACAAGCUUCGAACACUACAAACCCAGCUCAAUGAGGUGGAACUAAACAAAACCAAUCAUAUCUUACACAGAUACAGACACAAAUUUUUUGCGCAAG
Molecule: messenger RNA, 333 nt
Organism: Pelobates cultripes (western spadefoot toad)
Lineage: Eukaryota; Metazoa; Chordata; Amphibia; Anura; Pelobatidae
Source: the annotation of a GenBank genome assembly